CAAAAUUAAUGGAGAUGUAGUUUCGGUCCGUCACGUGAUUUAUGCCGUGUCGUAGCGACGCAGUGAUACAUCUUGCAGCGACUUUAAUCUUUGAGAGGCCAGCCCGGAAGACUAACGUCAGGCGAUGAUGAUGCGGUAAAUCAACAGGGGGAGUUUCCUGUCUCACCGCAGGAAUGCCGGGUGGAGACUAUGGGGAACUCGGGGGCAGCCUCCCUGCCAUCGCCUCCCUGAACGCUUCCUACUCCACGUCCCUGUCCCUUCCUUCCCCGUACCUGUUGGUGCCACCCGCAGAGCGCAAGGCCAUCUCCGAUGUCCGCCGCACCUUCUGUCUCUUCGUGACGUUCGACCUGCUCUUCAUCUCCCUUCUGUGGAUUAUUGAGCUGAAUGACUCCAACUCAAUCUGGGAGAACUUAAAAAAUGAGGUCGUCCUCUAUGACUACAGGUCUUCCUUCUUUGACAUUUUUCUCCUCGCCUUGUUUCGUUUCCUGUGUUUACAAGUGGGUUACGCUGCUUUUCGGUUGAAGCACUGGUGGGUUAUUGCAGUUACCACUCUUGUGACCAGCGUCUUCCUCGUUGUUAAGGUCAUUCUAUCGAGUCUUCUGUCCCAGAAUGCCUUUGGCUAUGUCAUACCCAUCACUUCCUUUGUGGUGGCCUGGCUGGAGACCUGGUUCCUUGACUUUAAGGUGCUCACUCAAGAGGCUGACGAUGAUAGAGCCUACUUAGCGGCAGUGAACGCAGCCUGCGAACGAGCCCCCAUGAUCUACCCUCGAGCCGUUUCAGAUGGACAGUUUUACUCUCCACCUGAAUCCGUUGCAGGCUCUGAGGAGGAUCUGGAUGAGGAGGGUCUUGGACGCAGAGCUGUCACAGCACAGGAGAAGGAGUAUGUCCGGCAGGGUCGCGAGGCCAUGUCUGUGGUCGAACAGAUCCUAGCACAGGAGGAAAACUGGAAGUAUGAAAAAAGCAAUGACAUGGGAGACUCCGUCUACACUCUGGAGAUUCCCUUCCAUGGAAAGACUUUCAUUCUCAAGGCCUUUAUGCAGUGUCCUGCUGAGCUCGUGUAUCAGGAAGUGAUUCUCCAACCGGAGAAGAUGGUCCAGUGGAACAGAACGGUUUCUGCCUGCCAGAUCCUUCAGAGGGUUGAUGACAACACUUCAGUGUCAUAUGAUGUCUCCUCUGGAGCAGCAGGGGGAGUUGUGUCUGCGAGGGACUUUGUUAAUGUUCGCCGGGUGGAACGCAAACGAGAUUGCUACCUGUCUGCUGGCAUGGCAACAGACCACGAAGCCAAACCUCCGUGCGGUCGCUUCGUCAGGGGAGAGAACGGUCCGGGAGGAUUUGUGGUGCUCAAACCCAGCAGUAAUCCGUCCGUCUGCACCUUCAUCUGGGUUCUCAACACAGAUUUAAAGGGCCGACUGCCCCGCUACCUCAUCCACCAGAGUCUGGCCGCCACCAUGUUCGAAUUCAUGUCUCAUUUACGCCAACGUAUCGCUGAGCUGCGGCCCUCUCUCCGCUCCCACCACCACACUUAAAAAACAGGGGAGACGUCUGACUGUGCCACAGCUGGUUGAGAGGCAUCACUCCUGUUUCCUUUUAAUGGACCCCAAAAAUGGGCGUAGCAGCACCCUCGGCUGAAGGGAUGUGCUACUGUAACUGAGCAGACUGCACUUCAAAGCAUCGGAGAUGUGAGACAUGUGACCUCACAUUCACCACAUUUCAGUUACAUCAGGAGAGCAGUUUUUCAGAUUUCACAGGCGAUGUUCCUGCUCAUCGUUUAACUUCAACGUUGUUGUUUUUUAAGUGUGAUCACAUGCAUAUUUUUACGUGGACCUGUAACUGUUUUGCUGUGUCCCUCUCCAUGCAAUGAGAACGUUCCCUGAACCUGCCAAGUCAUCAUGUGGCAGGUUGGAUAUCACUGAAGCAAGAAAACCUGUGAUUCUCUCUGUCUGGACAUCUGUCUCACUUGUUACAAAAGAACUGUUGCAAUGGCAUGAAGCAGCCGUCUCUCUCUCUGAGCCUUAUCUUACUGCACACAUAGCCAUUGAUUUGCGGCUUUUUUUAAAAGAUAAUUUUGUGUAUGUUUUCACUUCAAAAUCUGAGAGAUGUUUUUCUGGUGCACCUGCCUUGAAACAAAUCCACACAUCACAGCCAUAUUUCCAACAAACACCCAAGUCUAUCACCACUAGAGGGAGACACCACUGAUCCACAUAGAGAAAGCCUCUAAGUUUGGCAUCAUCUAUCCCAGGGUGCAAAAAUCUAUCAGCUCACAUUUAAUUAAAUAUCACUGAUUGUUUUUAAUACUGCUUUUUUUUUUGCACUUUGGGAUCAGCCAGAGAGUCGAACCAGGAGUCAGAUCAGGAGGCUGUUAUUCUGUGUUGCAAAGGCAUUAUAAAGCUCAUUAAGACAAAUGAAGGAGAUGUUAAUGAUGUUCACAAAUUAGGCUGCUGUAUACUUACUAAAGCUAUCUUUGGUGCCAAUAACCUCCAGUGGCCUUACGGUAAAAUAGCUGAGUCAUUAUGUGUCAUUAGAAGUUAAUUACUGUACUGAUAUGAUUUCUAUUGACUUUGGUUGUGGCCUCGCCUCGGGCCCUGAGAUGUGACACUGAAUGAGGUUUUUUUUACCGUUCCUUGCAUCACGGAGCAUGACUUUUGUUUUAAUUGAUUAGAAUUUUGAUUUCUGGCUUGUUAAGUUUUAGCUUUGUUUCAGAGACUGUACCUCAGAAAGUCAUAGUUUAUCAUUGCACAUGUAAUGAAAACUCAAAAAUGAAUGGGAUAUGGCUGUUGGUUCAAAUGACUCUGGAGUUGAAUCAAAGAGAGUGACUUGUUCUUCCUUGGGCUUUUCAGUCUUGAGGAAAAAAAGGCCUGAAGCAACUUUGUCGAGCUGUUCACACGUUGAAGAACCAUAUUCGGGGGUGUAACUGUGACGCUGUGACUGUGAUGUGAUCAUUUACCACAUCACACUCACUUCAUGGCCACACAGCCUUCAGGCGUUGUCCUUUGUAAGCCAAUGUAUUUGUGAAUGCUGCGAUCACAGUCUGAAAUUAUUCCUUCUCAUGAAAUCUAAAACAAGUGGCCGUUGGAUUGAUUUUAGCUACAUACUGUACUGAGAGAAUGUCAAAUGAAAGUGAUUAAUGAUAUCAACAGUUUGGUGCCUUUAUCACGGUAACAUUACACGUCAGCCUUUUCUUUUGCUUUGCAUUUAUUUUGUAUUGUUAAAUCAAUGCUCAAUACCUUCAGCAGAGUUAUACUGUAUGCAUAUUAAGCCUGCUUUCAGCACUUGUUUUUUUUGUUAACUGUUUUUUUUUUUUAAAAUAAGUGUCUAUAGAUCAUUCAUCAAACAUGUUAAUUUAAAGCCAUCACAAACUGACCAACUGUUUGAGUCUUAACCAGUGUCUUAUGUCUAAUAAAAUAUAUAAAUUGA
Molecule: messenger RNA, 3414 nt
Organism: Epinephelus fuscoguttatus (brown-marbled grouper)
Lineage: Eukaryota; Metazoa; Chordata; Actinopteri; Perciformes; Serranidae
Gene: stard3
Product: StAR-related lipid transfer (START) domain containing 3
Exons: 15
Coding region: 174-1526 (450 amino acids)
Cellular component (GO): late endosome
Molecular function (GO): cholesterol binding; cholesterol transfer activity
Source: RefSeq, a predicted model, not a curated record